Cololabis saira (Pacific saury) is the source of this 1177-nucleotide messenger RNA. It is a transcript of the gene dnajb13, whose product is annotated as DnaJ heat shock protein family (Hsp40) member B13. The coding region runs from base 77 to 1036 and encodes 319 amino acids. Gene Ontology annotation, molecular function: protein-folding chaperone binding. The record is from RefSeq and is a predicted model, not a curated record. Gene Ontology annotation, cellular component: cytosol. Lineage: Eukaryota; Metazoa; Chordata; Actinopteri; Beloniformes; Belonidae. The transcript is spliced from 8 exons.
GCUUGUUUGCAUCAAGCAAAUUUAUUUUAAACAAGCACAUUGAAACAUCUAGAUUUGCUUUGGUUUUUGACUGAAAAUGUCAAAUGCAUUUGACCAGAGCAAGGAUUACUACGAGACGCUCGAGAUAAACAGAAAUGCAACAGAUGAAGAUGUCAAGAAAGCAUAUCAACGUCUUGCGUUGAAGUUUCAUCCGGACAGAAAGGAAGGAGGUGGAGACUCCCAGAAGUUCAGUGAUGUGGGAGAAGCUUUCGAUGUCCUGAGUGACCCUCCAAAAAAGGCAAUCUAUGAUAAAUUUGGCCAGGAGGGUCUAAAAGAAGGCGUCCCAGUAGAGCCUGGGUUUAAUGGGGCUUGGACAUCCAAAUAUGCCUACCACGGGGAUCCAGAAAAAACAUUCAGACAGUUUUUUGGAGAUGACAACCUCUUUGCAAGCAUUUAUUCCAUCAAUGCACCUCUUCGGUACGGCGGCAUGCGACCAGGACUGGUAAAGCCACAAGAUCCCCCGAUAGAGAGAGAUCUCCUCGUGUCACUUGAUGAUCUCUUCUAUGGAUGCACAAGAACGAUUAGAAUAACGCGCAAGGUUAUGAAUGAUGAUGGUCUCACCUACAGUAUUAAGGACAAGAUCCUGACUAUAGACAUAAAGCGUGGAUGGAAAGAAGGGAUAAGAAUCAUUUUCUCCAAAGAAGGGGAUCAAGGACCAAACAUCGUCCCUGCAGAUAUUGUUUUCACAUUGCGCCAGAAAAGUCAUCCUCUGUUUGAAAGACAACACAAUGACCUGAUCUACAAGACCAAGAUUUCUCUGGAGAAGGCACUGACUGGCUUCCCUUUGGACGUGCCGACACUAGAUGGCAAGCUAAUCGGCAUUUAUGUCUAUGACAUUGUGCACCCUGCAUACAAAAAGAUUGUGACUGGAGAGGGAAUGCCGUUGUCCCAGGAUCCAUCCCAGAGAGGAAACAUCAUCAUUACCUUUGAAAUCCUCUUCCCCGAGACGCUCUGCGCUGAGAGGAAGCAUCUGAUCAAACAGGCGCUAAAAUGUUAAUAUUCCAAACAAAUCUUUUGUGCUUAUAAGAGUAAUUAGUUCAUGUUGUUACAUUUAAGUGCAAAUAUGCUUUGGAAGACAGCAAAAACCAGUUCUGUGCAGUUAGCGAUGGCACUAUGUGUGAUGUUUGGAGCUGUACCU